Penicillium longicatenatum is the source of this 1284-nucleotide messenger RNA. RefSeq names its product Gfo/Idh/MocA family protein. The record is from RefSeq and is a predicted model, not a curated record. Lineage: Eukaryota; Fungi; Ascomycota; Eurotiomycetes; Eurotiales; Aspergillaceae. Bases 1 to 1284 code for a protein of 427 amino acids. Gene Ontology annotation, molecular function: nucleotide binding. The transcript has a single exon.
AUGGCACCCACCAAGUACGCCGUUGUAGGCACCGGAGGACGCGCCGCGUUCUUCUACAGCGCCAUCGUUCGGGAUUUCAAAGAUAGCGCAUCCCUUGUGGCGUUUUGUGAUACAAAUCAAACACGAAUGGAUGUGGCCAAUACCCGGGUACAGGAAUUAGGAUUGGCGCAAUUGCCGACCUACAAGGCAGUUGAUUUUGAUCGUAUGAUCGAAGAGACGAAACCCGAUACGGUGAUAGUAACGACUAUUGACCGGACUCAUCAUGAAUACAUCAUCCGCGCUAUGCAGUUGGGAUGCGAUGUGUUGAGCGAAAAGCCGAUGACUGUGGAUGAGAUCAAGUGUCAGAUGAUUCUAGACGCUGUCAAGGAGACCAAGCAACAGUUGCGCGUUACGUUCAAUUACCGAUACGCGCCUCACAAUACCAAAGUGCGUGAGCUGUUAAUGGAUGGUGCUAUUGGUAAAGUGACUUCGGUGCACUUUGAAUGGCUCCUGAACACCCGUCACGGUGCAGACUAUUUCCGUCGCUGGCACAGGGAUAAACGCAACAGUGGUGGUCUGCUUGUUCACAAGUCAACUCAUCAUUUUGAUCUGGUGAACUUUUGGCUGGGAAGUCGCCCAUCGACUGUUUUUGCGCAGGGUGACUUGAAAUUUUACGGCAAAGAAAAUGCCGAAUCUCGAGGAGAGACUAAGUUCUACUCUCGAGCUCAUGGAAGUGCUGCGGCGGUCAACGAUCCUUUUGCUCUCCAUAUGGAAGACCAUCCCCAGCUCAAGGCUAUGUAUCUUGACGCCGAGCAUGAAGAUGGCUAUUACCGUGAUCAAAGUGUCUUCGGCGAUGGCAUCAACAUCGAAGACACGAUGGGCGUGCUGGUGAGCUACCAGUCCGGGGCUAUCAUGACUUAUAGCCUUAAUGCAUACUGUCCAUGGGAAGGAUUCAGAGUUUGUUUCAAUGGAACUGGAGGUCGCUUGGAGAUGGACGUACUUGAAGAAUCUUAUGUCAACGCAGGAGGCGAUCAGAGCAAGGAGGGUGCUGUAGCGCAUACAAAAAUCACGGUGCACCCCAUGUUUGCACCGCCAUAUGAGGCCGAGGUGGUUGAAGGAGAGGGAGGCCACGGCGGUGGUGACCCUGUCUUAUUGAACGACCUUUUUGGGACACCUUUGCCUGAUCGCUUGAAUCGUGCUGCGUCCCAUGUGGACGGAGCUAUGUCUAUCCUGACAGGAAUUGCAGCCAACAAGGCUAUUCGAACUGGACAGGCUGUCCAGGUUAAAGAACUGGUUCAAUUUUGA